Colletotrichum higginsianum IMI 349063 is the source of this 3021-nucleotide messenger RNA. RefSeq names its product Translation initiation factor IF-2. The record is from RefSeq and is a predicted model, not a curated record. Gene Ontology annotation, biological process: translational initiation. The coding region runs from base 1 to 3021 and encodes 1006 amino acids. Gene Ontology annotation, molecular function: GTPase activity; GTP binding; translation initiation factor activity. The transcript has 3 exons. Lineage: Eukaryota; Fungi; Ascomycota; Sordariomycetes; Glomerellales; Glomerellaceae.
AUGCUUCGAUGUAGGAUAUGGAACGAACGAAGCAGUGCUUACAUCUGCGCUUUCUGUCGCCACCCCGCCCUGUCGCGACCGAAUGACCUUGGUCGACGCAACUACUCGCACGCAUCGAAACCUCCCUCGAACGGCACAGGUGUACUUGGAGGCUGGGGCAGCAACAAUGGCGUGAAAACGCCAAAGAGUUCUGGGAUCCCUCCAGGACCCCGUGGUCCGGUUGCCGGCGGAGGAUGGGGCCAGCCGCUGAUGGGCAAAGGUUCAUCGUCAAGAGCGCCGAACUCUGAUGGCCAGAAAGCUUCUACUGGUCGGGAUAGCUCGCUUGAUGGGCUGCUUCUCCCUCAUGAGCUUGCUGCACGUCAGCAGUUAGAGGCCCAGAAAGCCGUCCAACCCAAGGCUCCGCUAAUCACGCGCAACUUUGCCAAGGGCACAACACCAAAGUCGAGGCAUCUAGGUGGACUUGAAGGUGGUCUCAGUGGAAGCAACAUCUCUCGAAAUCCUCUUGGUACAGUGGCAAAGAAAUCGUUAGGGGGCGAGGAGAAGCCCUUGCCAGGAAGGGAUUGGAGACAUCGACACGAGGGAGAGAGAACCUCAACCAGCACGCCAAUACCGCACAAUCGACAUAAUGGGAGGGAUGUCAAUCGAACCACACCGACGAAGAACCUCCCACGACAACAGCAGAGAGGACUCGACGAGCCGGGUGCUCUUGGGACGGGCGAAUGGGGACAGCUUUCGAGGAAGGCCACCGACGGAAGCUCUGCAGAUGUGCCUGGUAGCACGGGUUCAAAAUCAGGUCUCUCGAAGCAGGAUUUCUUUACGAAAUUCCAUGACCAAGUGAGCAGCAAGUACAACCAAGAUGACAACAAAUCCCGGGCAUCGAGCUCGGACUUGGGUCACUCCAAAAACAACAGUUCUCAGAAGACGGAACAGGUUGUGGAUGAAUCAACAAAGCCACAGCGCCGUACACGGGAGAUUGAUGAAUCCUACGAAAUCAGCCGCGACCCAAGGAGACGCGACAAGGCUGGAAGCCGCAGAGGGGAUGCUUAUGGGUCGUUCCGUGGCGUAAAGAAGUCAGCAGCGCAGCAAAGAUGGGAGGACGAGAACGAAGAAUGGGACGAUAACGGUGCUGGCCGAGAAGCCCAGCGACGCCGCAAGAAGGCCGAAGCCGAGGCGCGGAGGCUGGCUUUGGAAAAAGCUGCGACUCCGAACAUCUUCUUGCCCGAGUUCAUCAGUAUUGCGAACCUAGGGACAGCACUCAAGCUGAAGCCCCAGGAGUUCCUCAGGUCCUUGUCAGAGAUGGGGUUUGAAGAUAUCACCGAAGACAGCAUCAUGACCGGAGAAACCGCCGCUCUGGUUGCCCAGGAGUUUGGCUUUGAGCCAACUGUUGACACUGGUGGUGUCAGAGACCUUAGACCUCGGCCUCCACCGGAGGAUGUUUUGGCGUUGCCACCGCGACCGCCGGUUGUUACUAUCAUGGGCCACGUCGAUCACGGCAAGACGACUCUACUCGACUAUUUGAGGAAGUCGUCAGUGGCAGCCCAGGAGCACGGUGGCAUCACUCAACACAUCGGCGCUUUCAUGGUGAAGAUGUCUGAGGGGAAGCUCAUCACUUUUCUUGACACGCCCGGUCACGCGGCUUUCCUGACCAUGCGACAACGUGGUGCCAACGUCACUGACAUCGUUGUGCUGGUUGUUGCUGCCGAUGACAGCGUCAAGCCCCAGACCAUCGAAGCCAUCAAGCACGCCAAGACGGCAAAUGUUCCAAUCAUUGUAGCUAUCAACAAGUGUGACAAGGAAGACGCCAAACCCGACCAAGUCAAGGCCGACCUUGCCCGUCACGGCGUUGAAAUCGAAGACUUUGGCGGCGACGUCCAGGUUGUUUGUGUCAGUGGAAAGACCGGCCAGGGCAUGAGUGACCUUGAAGAGAACAUCGUCACGCUUGCCGACAUCCAAGAUAUGCGUGCUGAGGACGAUGGUUUGGCAGAAGCCUGGGUGCUUGAAGCUAGCGUGAAGCCAUACGGCAAGUCUGCAAAUGUUCUCGUCAAACGAGGCACCCUGCGCCCCGGAGAUUUCAUUGUUGCAGGUACCGCCUGGGCCAGAGUUCGCCUGCUGCGGAACGAGGCCGGUCAAGAGCUCGAGAAGGCACCACCCGGCACGCCUGUCGAGGUGCUUGGAUGGAGAGAUGAACUCCCCGCCGCUGGGGACGAAAUUCUCCAAGCACCGGACGAGGAUCGGGCCAAAACAGCCGUCGAUUACCGCGAGGAGAUGCGUGAACGAGAGGCGUCGUCGAAGCAGCUGGCCGAGCAGGAGCAACGCGAACGUGAAGCCAAGGCCGCUGCAGAGGUCGCUGCGGAGAUUGAAGCAGCCGAUGCCGAGGGAGGCGAAGUCAUCGCCACCAAAGUCAUCAACUUCAUGGUGAGAGGUGACGUUGUAGGUUCCGUCGAGGCCGUGUGCGCAACCAUCAAUGAGAUUGGCAACAACGAGGUGAAGCCUCGCAUUCUUCGAUCGUCGGCCGGCCAAAUCUCCGAAUCGGACGUUGAGCACGCCGAAGCCUCGAGUAGUGUGAUUGCCAACUUCAACUGCGCUGUCCCGGCCCAUGUCAAACAUCUAGCCGAGGAGAAGGGCGUUAGGAUCUUAGAUCACAGUGUCAUUUACCACUUGGCAGACGAGGUGAAGCAGGUCAUGUCGGAAUACCUAGCCGACAAGGUGACAUCCAAGGUUAACGGUGAGGCGGAGAUUCUGCAAAUUUUCCCCAUCAACAUCAAGGGACGCACGUACAAGAACAUUGCCGGAUGCAAGGUACGGAAUGGAACGGUCACUCGGUCGACAAGCGUCCGCAUCUUGCGGAAGGGAGAGAAGGUCUUCGACGGCAAGAUCGAUACCCUCAAGCACGGGAAAAAGGACGUGGAUGAGGUCAGAAAAGGUACCGAAUGCGGUAUUGCUUUUGACGGCUUCACCGAUUUGCAGGUCGGUGACCAGAUCCAGACCUACGAGGAGGUGAGAGAGAAGAGGAGCUUGUAA